AUGAAAAAGGCUUUGCCGGAUGGCCCGGGAUUAGCACAGAAAGUACGUAUUUGUGGUAAUUUUAAAGUUACAGUGAAUCCAGUGUUAAAAGUAGUACAAUAUCCAUUGCCAAAGAUUGAUGAGAUUUUUGCCUCAUUGGCAGGAGGGCAACAUUUUUCUAAAAUAGAUCUGGCACAAGCAUAUUUGCAGAUGGAGGUAGAGGAAGAUUCCAGACAUUACCUGACGAUUAAUACGCAUAAAGGCUUGUAUAGGUAUAAUAGGUUGGUUUUUGGGGUAGCUUCGGCGCCGGCUAUGUGGCAGAGAGCCAUGGAGCAGGUGUUGCAAGGUAUUCCAGGUACCCAAUGUUACUUGGAUGAUAUUUUGAUCACAGGUAGGACGGUGGAAGAACACCUCUCCAAUUUGGAACGGGUGUUGGGCAGGUUAAAACGUUAUGGCCUUAGGGCUAACAAGGCCAAGUGUGACUUCUUCAAGGAACAACUGGCGUAUUGUGGACAUUUGAUUGAUAGACAUGGGUUGCAUAAAUCACCAGACAAAAUUGCUGCGGUGGUAAAUGCGCCAGCUCCGGUGAAUGUGUCACAGUUACGCUCAUUUCUGGGGGUGCCCUUGAUGACGGCACAGCGCUUGCAGAGAUGGGCCUUGUUUUUGGGUGCACAUCGUUAUGACAUCCAGUAUAGAGGCACAAAGUUGCAUGGGAAUGCAGAUAGUUUGUCAAGAUUGCCAUUACCGAUUGUAAGUGAUGUACCAAUGACUGAUGUGCCAGAAUUGUUUCAUAUGUCCAUUUGUGAAGUGUUGCCAGUGGAUAACAAACGUAUAGAGCGUGAGACAAGGAAUGAUAGGACUCUUUCAGGGGUAUAUGAUGUAACAGUACGAGGGUGGCCAGCGGAAGGAGAUUUUCAUUUUCCUCAAUAUUCAGCAAGAAGAGAACAAUUGUCUACGUGCAGGGGUACCGUGAUGUGUGGUUCUAGAGUGGUGAUCCCCCAAAAGUUACAGAAACAAAUCUUGGAGGAACUACACGUUGGUCAUCUAGGAUGCACUAAGAUGAAAAGUCUGGCUCGUGCAUAUGUAUGGUGGCCAGGUAUUGAUGGACAGAUUGAGGAAUUGGCCAAAAAUUGUUCUGGCUGUCGGCUUGAGCAGAAGACACCUCCAUUGGCCCCUAUCCAUCCAUGGGAAUGGCCGUCUGGUCCAUGGAAACGGGUUCAUAUUGAUUAUGCAGGACCCUUUCAAGAGUCUAUGUUCCUGGUGGUAGUAGAUGCGCAUUCGAAAUGGCCAGAGGUUAUAAAGAUGUCCUCGACUACGUCUCAGAAGACGAUUGCGACGUUACGAACAAUUUUUGCAAGGUAUGGUUUGCCUGAACAAAUAUGUUCGGAUAACGGGCCUCAAUUUGUAUCUGAAGACUUUAAGAAGUUUCUGAAGACUAAUGGCAUUAAACACUUUACGUCGGCACCUUAUCAUCCAGCAACAAAUGGACUGGCGGAGCGUUUUGUACAGACCUUUAAGAAGGCGCUUAAAGCAAUGAAACAUGAGGAUCUGCCUAUGCAACAUAAAUUGGACAAUUUUUUGUUCAACUAUAGAAAUGCGGUUCAUGCUGUAACAGGUCAAUCACCUGCGAUGGUGUUUUUCAACAGACAGUUGGGUUCCAAAUUGGACUUAGUUCGUCCUGAUCUUAGAAGACAAGUGGAACAGAAAGUGUUCCAUUGUGCACCUCAACGUCUUACCAGGAGUUUCCAGGUUGGUGAAGCUGUACUUGCCCGCGAUUAUAGAAACCAGAAAUGGCAGCCGGGAGUUGUUGCGGAGGUACAAGGACCUCUAAUGUAUGCAGUCAACACGGCCGAUGGCCAGAUUCGCCGGCAUGUGGAUCAAAUCGUACAAUCUACUAUUGCUCCUCACCUGGAACCUCGGUUAAGUGCAUCGGAUCAGCCAGUAUCAAUGGGGGGCCAAUGGUCGAAUAAGGAAUUGGAACCUAUUGUGUCUAUGUCUUGUUAUCCUGUUCUAGCUGCCAAAGAAGCACCUAUGCCUUCGUUGGAUAUUUCACCAGCUAAAGUAGCAGUACAGGUUCCUGACCAGGUGGUUGCAAUACCAAAACAGGUGUUCCCUAGCUCGGAAGUGCGGUGUUCGCCUGUAGAAUCUGGAUUAAGACGCUCAACCAGAAUAUCAAGGCCGCCACAGAGGUUGAUUGAUGAACUUUGA
Messenger RNA from Amblyraja radiata (thorny skate), 2187 nucleotides. RefSeq lists its product as uncharacterized. NCBI's taxonomy places the organism in Eukaryota, Metazoa, Chordata, Chondrichthyes, Rajiformes, Rajidae. The transcript is spliced from 2 exons. The coding region runs from base 1 to 2187 and encodes 728 amino acids. Gene Ontology annotation, molecular function: nucleic acid binding. The record is from RefSeq and is a predicted model, not a curated record. Gene Ontology annotation, biological process: DNA integration.